Ceratitis capitata (Mediterranean fruit fly) is the source of this 1383-nucleotide messenger RNA. It is a transcript of the gene mRpS29, whose product is annotated as 28S ribosomal protein S29, mitochondrial. Gene Ontology annotation, cellular component: mitochondrial ribosome; mitochondrial small ribosomal subunit. Gene Ontology annotation, biological process: apoptotic process. Gene Ontology annotation, molecular function: structural constituent of ribosome. The coding region runs from base 133 to 1311 and encodes 392 amino acids. The transcript has a single exon. The record is from RefSeq and is a predicted model, not a curated record. NCBI's taxonomy places the organism in Eukaryota, Metazoa, Arthropoda, Insecta, Diptera, Tephritidae.
AUCGAAAUCGGUUCACCUGCAAAAACAGCUGUGCGGUGCGUGUGAGUUGAGUUGGUGUGUUAAUUCAGAUAACUUUUUUUUAUAAUAAAAUAACCGAUAUUUACAAAAGGUUAUAUUAAAAUUGUUGAAAAAAUGCUGGGCAGACAUUCAUUGAAACUUCCACGGCUGACUAACAUGUGUGUGGCCUACUCUACUGCUGCCGCGGAGGCGUCGGUGGAGCAACUAUACAAUCGGCCAAAAUUGACAUCAACUGAUUACCGCACAGCCGAGAAUAAUACCAAACAGCAUUCAGCUGUUCAUGAGGGAAAAUUUUACACACUCUCGCCAGAACAAAAGAAGCAACUCUUUAGCGGCGGUGGGCUUCCUCGUCAAUAUGAACAGCAGAUCAAAACAUUUACAGAAGCCUGCCUAAUGGUGCGACCAACCAGUUUGGAAUUACUGAAUUAUAUUCGUAAUACGGAUUUCACACGGCCUGUGGUACGCUAUGUACUUUACGGUGAAAAUGGUGUUGGAAAGACACUAACAAUGGCGCAUGUAUUACAUUAUGGUUUACAAAACAAUUUUGUACUUGUACAUGUACCAUGGGUACCGAAUUGGAUGAAACGUCCUAAGGAGACUGUGAAUGCUACUACACAAGAGGGCUUCAUUGAUUUGCCUUUUGAUGCAGCCGCUUGGUUAGUGCACUUCAAAACACAAAACGCAAACCUACUUACACAACUACAAUUGAAAACAAGCAAGGAUUAUGUAUGGACUAAAAGAGAAGCCACACCAGCUGGAUCGACAUUAUUGGAACUGGUAGAGCAUGGUAUUGCGCGUAUUAAAUUCGCAUCCGAAACUAUAGCUGCUCUAUUAUCCGAACUGAAGCAGCAUGCUAAUGAUGAUAAGUGCAAAAUUAUGGUGGCAAUUGAUGGCUUUAAUGCAUUUUUCCAUCCAGAGACACGCAUCUUGGGUGAUAACAAGCAACGCAUAACACCUGAUCGUGUCACACUGACACAGCCCUUCUUGGAUAUUACCAAUUACAAUUGGAAGAAUGGUGUAUGCGUUUUGACGGUGGAUAAAAUCGGAAUGACUGAAGGCUAUAUGGACUCAUACUUACCACGUUAUCUGUUGGGUAAAGAGGGCUUUGAACAUUUAGAUCCAUUUGUGCCGCUGCAUGUUGAUAAUUAUAGCGAUAAAGAGUUUGCUAGUUGCAUACAGUACUAUUUAGAUCGGAAUUGGAUACAGAAAACACCAGAAGGCUUUGAUGAACAGCUCAAAUAUCUGAGCAAUAAAAAUCCUUACACAUUAAUGCGAUUAACACGUUCAUUGUAAAUAACUGUAAGAAUUUUAAUAACCCAAUAUUGUUGUAAUGUUUUUAAUAUAAAUAUAAAAAAGUGAAAUGAA